Molecule: messenger RNA, 3936 nt
Organism: Chelmon rostratus (copperband butterflyfish)
Lineage: Eukaryota; Metazoa; Chordata; Actinopteri; Chaetodontiformes; Chaetodontidae
Product: ubiquitin carboxyl-terminal hydrolase 31-like
Exons: 16
Coding region: 1-3936 (1311 amino acids)
Biological process (GO): protein deubiquitination
Molecular function (GO): cysteine-type deubiquitinase activity
Source: RefSeq, a predicted model, not a curated record
AUGUCGAAAGUUGUGAGCAACAAGGAGAAGAAAUCCUUCAGUAAGAAACUGUUCCGGAGGAGCUCGGUCCGCUCCGUGGGGAGCUUCAUGAACAGAGUUCUCCGGACUCUGUCGACUCUGUCUCACUUCGGCACCGACGAGCAGGCCGCCGAGGACGUGAAGGACGACGCAACUUUGCCCCCGACCACCACCGGGGGGUCGCUCCCGUCCGACGACAGCGACUGCGGGGGUUACCCGUUCGGGGACAAGGUGCCGGGCGUCGCCGGGCUCAAGAACCACGGCAACACCUGCUUCAUGAACGCCAUCCUGCAGUGCCUGAGCAACACGGAGCUGUUUGCGGAGUACCUGGCCCUGGAGCAGUUCAAAGUGGGGGAGACGACCGGCGGCAACGACAAGGCCAAGGCCAACGGGGUGCUGGUGCAGAAGAAGGCGAGCCAGCAGCAGCAGGAGGCGGGGGAGGUGACCGAGCAGCUGUCCGGUCUGGUUCGGGCUCUGUGGACCUUCGAGUACACGCCUCAACACAGCAGAGACUUCAAGAAUGUGGUGUCAAAGAGCGCCCUCCAGUUCAAGGGUAACUCCCAGCACGACGCCCAGGAAUUCCUCCUCUGGUUGCUGGAUAGAGUUCAUGAAGACCUUAACAAUAUCGUCCACCCUGACAUCAGACCUCCCAGGAAGCCUCCAGUAGAAGAAGAAAAUGCCCGUGAAGGAUCUCCACUACCAGCACCUGGCUCUUUUGUACAGGAGCUGUUUCAGGCACAAUACAGGUCCUCGCUGACUUGCCCUCACUGCCAGAAACAGAGCAACACCUUUGAUCCUUUCCUCUGCAUCUCACUGCCAAUUCCGGUACCUCACACACGGCCCCUGUAUGUGACAGUGGUCUACCAAGGGAAGUGCUCCCACUGCAUGAGAGUCGGCGUGGCGGUGCCUCUCUCUGGCACCGUGUCCAGGCUGAGACAAGCUGUGGCCCAAGAGACCAAAAUCCCUGCUCAACAGAUCGUCCUCACUGAAAUGUACUAUGAUGGCUUUCACCGCUCCUUCUGCGACGACGAUGACGACCUUGAGAUCAUUCAGGAGAGCGACUCCAUCUUUGCCUUCGAGACACCUGAGCUAUUCAGACCGGAGCAGAUCCGCUCCAAGCGAGGCGGGAGCCCACAUGCAAAUCUCAACCAGAACAACCUGAAGUAUGGCACAGAUAAUAACAGGAUAUCCACGCAAAUACAGGAGCCGACGACCCCGCCUCAGAGCCCCAACAAGAACAGUGGGCAGGCCGAGAAGAUUGUGCUGUUGGUGUGUAACAGAGCCUGCGCUGGACAGCAAGGGCGCAGGUUUGGUAAUCCGUUCAUUCUGUAUUUGGAGCGCACCGUGACGUGGGAUGUACUUCAGAAAGAGAUCUUGGAGAAGAUGCGGCAUCUUUUGCGCCCUGGAGUCUUUGUGCAGGUAGGGCCCUUCACUUUGCGUGUGGUGGGAGUGGUUGGAAUCACAUAUCUCUUGCCUCAGGAGGAGCAGCCGCUCUGCCAUCCCUCCGUGGAGAGGGCAUUCAAGUCCUGCGGUCCUGGAGGGCCACCUCAUGUCAAAAUUGUUGUGGAAUGGGACAAAGAGACGAAAGACUAUCUGUUCAAAAGAACCGAGGAUGAAUACAUCCCAGAUGCUGAGAGUGUGCGGCAAGUGAAGGAGCAGCACCUGCAGCCGCAGACGUGUUCGCUUGCCCAGUGCUUUCAGCUCUACACCAAAGAGGAACAGCUCGCUCCUGAUGAUGCCUGGAGAUGUCCACACUGUAAGCAGCUUCAGCAGGGCAGCAUCAAGCUCAGCCUGUGGACCCUGCCGGACAUCCUCAUACUUCACCUGAAACGCUUCAGACAGGAUGGAGACCGGCGGAUGAAGAUGCAGAACAUGGUGAAGUUCCCGCUCACAGGCAUGGACAUGGCGCCCCAUAUGGUGAAGAGGAGCCAGAGCAGCUGGAGUCUCCCCUCCCACUGGUCACCAUGGAGACGGCCUUAUGGGAUGGGCCGUGACCCGGAGGAUUACCUCUAUGACCUGUACGCGGUGUGUAACCAUCAUGGGACCAUGCAGGGAGGACAUUACACAGCUCACUGUAAGAACUCCAUUGAUGGACAGUGGUAUUGCUUUGAUGAUAGCGAUGUUCAGCCUAUAUCUGAAGAUGAGGUCUGCAAGCAGACUGGUUACAUCCUGUUUUAUCAGAGACGUGCCACAAUUCCAUCUUGGUCUGCCAACAGUUCUGUGGGAGGAUCCACCAGUUCCUCUUUGUGUGAGCACUGGAUUAGUCGGCUGAUGGGGAGCCGUCCACCCAGCCAAGCCUCAUCUGGUUCGUCUAGACGCACCUCACUGGCUUCCCUCUCUGAGUCGGCUGAGUUUGCUGGUGAACGGAGCGAGGAUGACGGUUUAUCAGGCCGUCCAGCAGUGAGGGGCAUGCAAAGACAAACAUUCUCCUCAAGAUCUUCCAUCGCCAGCCCGCUGGCGCUCAGCGAAAAUGGCACUAAACCAUCCUGGUCCCACUCCGCUAAGCUCCAGCUCCGUUCCAACUCUCCGUCACGCUUCUCCCUGGAAUCCCACUCGUCCUCCCCGACACUGGAGAGGAUAGGAGAAGUGGUUGAUAGCAAGCUGUCGACGUCCUGUUUCAGUGGGUCCCCAAAGCCAGAAAAAUUGUCAGCUGGUAAGUCAGCCCUUGCAGCUUUGGAUAGUAAUCCAGGCAGUAAGAGGCUGAUUGAGCAGGUUCACUCCAAGGCCGUGGCACAGGCAGAGCAGAGGAGCUCCAUCCAGGCUGGGGAUAACAACAACGUAGUGACUGCUGCUGAGCAGGUCAGUCCUCGACACGGGGCGGCUGCAAAGGAGACCAAACAAAGAAAUGGUGCCGCAGAUAGCGCCGGUGUUAAAAGGACCUCAGCAAAGACCGGGUUAGAGAGUGAAAGGAGUCCCAAGAAGCGUCCUGCCACCUCCUCAACGUCAUCCAGCUCUCUGUCUCCUGCAUCCCCAGCCGUUGACAAGUUGCCGUCUCGCACACAGGCUAAGGGCGCAGUAUCGGCGCCAAACCCCAAGGAUAAAGGCGAGGGACCACCUAAAACUAGCAAGGCUGGUUCCUCGAGAACAGCAACUCCGUCUAAGAAAGGGCCAUCCCAAACGCCGGAGGUGUUACAUCCUGACUCUGCCCAGCAGAAGAAGAGUGGUUCUCCAGGAUUACAAAGCUCACACCCUCAGAGGAGGACAUCACCCAGAGGGGGAGGCGAGAAAAGCUCAGCCUCAGGCAGGACUAGAGCAGCAGACAGGAGCACAAGCCGUGAAUCCUCACGGACCAAUGCGGUCCCAGAGAGGAAGGUUAACCCUGGAGGUCCUCCCUCCAGGUCGAGUGCUGCUAGUAGAGCGGAGGGCAGGCCGGGCCGUGCUGCGGAGAACAAGGCUGCGGGCCGAAGCUCAAGCAGCAGCUCCUCUAUGACUAGCCUCCGAUCCUCGAGUGUAGGCGUUUCCUCUGCAGCCCCGCCAUCAAAGGGACCUCAAAGGAACAGUAAGACAGAGGAGAAAGGUUUGUCCUUCUUCAAAACUGCUCUGAGGCCCAAAGAGACCCGUAAGUCAACUGACGGUGGGAAAGAAGGGGCGGGAGAAGCGAAAGCAAGUCCAGAGGACGGUGGCGGGGAUGCAGCUAAAGAAGGAACUCCACAGGGAGCCGGCAAGAAAGCCCAGAAUGUGGCCUCAGAGGCCCAGACCAAUGUGACCACAGCCAAAGACAAGGAGUCCUCUAAGGCGUCCGCUGCAGCUAAGCAUUCACUGCUGCCCUCCACAAAGUCCAAGCUCUCCGGAACAGAAACCACCACGCAGCCCUCUGCCAACGCAAAAGACCCUUCAAAGAAAGAGCCUGUCAAAAAGACAAUGCAGUCGAGGAAGAUCCCCAUCAACUCCACACAAACUAGCCAGAGGGCCAAGUGA